AUGAUUCUGCCGCAAAUUUAUCAAAUAAAUCUCAAAAUGCAACUGCACAUCAGAGGACAGUCGACUCACGUCUUGGACGUUGAGGGACAGGAGACAGUCGGUCAGAUCAAAGAGCGUAUCCGAGCUCUUGCUGAGAUCGGAGCUGAAGAAUUGACCCUGUCUUCAUGUGGAGCCCCUUUAGAAGAUUCAUGUUUAGUGUCUGAGCUAUCAUCUUAUGAGCUAGACCUAACAGUACCACUGCUUGGUGGUAAAGUACACGGUUCCUUAGCUCGUGCUGGUAAGGUCAAGGGUCAGACUCCAAAAGUAGAAAAACAACAAAAGAAGAAGAAGAAGACUGGCCGUGCUAAGCGCAGGAUCCAGUACAACAGAAGGUUCGUCAACGUUGUCCAGACCUUCGGUCGCAGACGUGGACCUAAUUCUAACUCUGUAUAA
Arctia plantaginis is the source of this 432-nucleotide messenger RNA. The record is from the annotation of a GenBank genome assembly. NCBI's taxonomy places the organism in Eukaryota, Metazoa, Arthropoda, Insecta, Lepidoptera, Erebidae.